AAGGUUAGAUAUAAAGUAAAAUAAUUGUUCUUCCACUAAAGUUGUCGCGUAAACAUCUGUUACAAGUAAGAAGCGUUUAAGCUUUAAAUAAGAGAUAAGUUCACUGUACUUAAAAAUGACUAAUCUUUCAAUUACGGCUUCGUUCAACGAUCGAAGCCGUCUCUAUAAACAGCGUUAACUUACGAUUACAGUAGACUUAUAAUACAUUAAAAUAAAUUAACCGAUUCUACCACAACGAGGCGUGGACGACCAUGAUAGAUAAUAGGAUAACAGAAGCGAAUGCGUGAAAAUUAUCACACUCUUAUUUGACUCUUAUCGAUUACCAGUGUGGUCAGUAGUCGGUUAUCGACUGGUAGAGCACACAAUUUGAACUUAAUAGAGCAAAAAGCUGACGCGUCGAGGUCAAUGUACGAGAUGUUAUUGAAAGAAAGAAAAUGAGAAGAAAGACUAACUUUUCAAAUCGUGUUUAAAUCAUCAAUUGAAUUAAUAAUGGAACUGGUUGUAACACCAAUUAUUAUUAUCGAUAUAGGAACAAAUUUUUUGGUUUAUGUUUAAAUUGUACUUAAUCCAAUGCUAAGUACGAUCGAGCUUCUACUUCUAAUCGAAUUAUUAUUUAAUUAAUUUAGAGAUCAUAAAAACAUUAACUAUAUAACAAAAUAAUGCGUUGUAUGACUGGUUACUCGAUUUAAACUUUAUUUGAUAAAAUUUUCAUUUCAUCAAACAUUACCAAAAUAUAAUGAAUAUUAUGUGAAAAACGACCUACACAUAUGAUAAUAAUGUUUUGAACCUACGUCACGUAGCAGAACAAGAGCUGUUUCUGCAUCAAUGAUUCAAUUCUGUAUUGCCAUUAUGGAAACGCCUUUCACCAUGAAACUGCUUCACCCAUUUGCGCACAAACAUACUUAAUUCGUGGUCGGCAUAGACUUUUGUGUGGUAAACCUGAUCAAACUAGAACUGAUUUAAGUUUGUAGUACAAAACUGCUCUCAAAGAUCUCAAGCUGAAUAAUUUAAUAGAAGAGUGUACAAUAAUUACUUUUACUUCACAACUAUUCAAUUCCAGGCUUAGAAAUUUGUAAUUUACAACAUAAUUCCCUACUUUCGAAGUUCGUGCAAAAUUCCAGAAAAAAAAUUGCAACAGAAUUCUUAAAUCUUAUUCCACUUAUAGUAACAUUUCUAUACUAUAAAAAAGAUCUUGACAUGAAUUUCCAACAUCAUCGAAGUAUUAACACAUUUAUCCAACUACUCAUUCUGCUCUCCAAAAUUAUUAAGCAUACCCAGCCUCGCAACCGAUCGAUCCAUCGAUCAAUGAAAACAACAAUCGCUCAGCCGCUACCUACAUGCACUUCAAGCACGCGAUGCUUGCCAAUCAUUCAUUCUGCCCGACGAGUCGCGCUUGCUAUCAGGUCACUAAACAGUCGCGUCGGGUUCAUGCAUCUGCGAGGAACAUUUACAUACAUGCUAGCUGUGGCACGCAACCAUCCAGAGUGGUAAUAGCACCGUGUACACACAGGGAAAGGAGAGAAACGAACACUAGCUUGGUAGGGAAGCGAUGUGUCUAAUGGAAGGGGAAGAGAGCAGGAAACGGUGCGCUACGUAAGACGCGAGGGGAUCGUGAGUCGAGUGGCCAACGAGCCCCGGAGUAUCCGAUUCACCGUCGUACCGCGUGGAACGGGUAUCAUUCCUUCUGGCGCUCGUUUAUACUGUUCCCUUGAAUCCUCUUCGCGAUUCCCAGAAACAGUGAUCUCCUCGCGAUAUUACCGGCUGAAGUGCACGACUAUAGAAUGCAUCCGGGGGGGGAGUAUCGGCAACUAGAUGGUCAUUUCGCAACCAGACGCUGACUCGUUCACGCUUUCCGAAGGAAAAGUAAAGUAUUGCGACACGAAGUAACGAGCGUAGUUUCAGUGAAGGUAACUCGAUGGUCUUGCCAUUUAAACGUGGUUCACCAGUGGCUCGUGCGUGUGUUAAGUGAAAAAGUGAUCGCAUCGUUGGUGGAUUGAGUGUCUGAACAAAGAAGAGAGAAGUGUGAACCGCUUAGUAGAUAAAACUUGAAGAGAAGAACGAAAAACGAAAUGUUAAUUGAAGAUGAUGUAGGAAAGAAGAACGUGAUGAAUUAGUAUUUAAAAAAUAUAUAUAUAGAAAAUAUAGAAAUACGAAGCUUGUUCGUUGUAGUCUUUGGAAGACUUUGGAAGACAAAAGAAAUUGGAACUUCCUUACAUUCAAACUUACCUUUUGCAAUAAAACAAUAGAAAGAAAUAGAGAUGGAGGAACCAACAACAGCUACUGUUUUACUGAUAGCAAAAAUAGGAGCAAUGAUUGGUCUUGGCUUUGGCUCUUUACUUCUGGGAAUGUUACCGCUGAUUGUCGGACGUUAUAGAAUGAAUCAUCGUCAAAAACGAGAUCGCGGAAUUUUCAGUAAUUCCAGUACCUGUACCUCCACAUCAAUCUCAAACGCCUCUUCCUCCAGUGUAAUUUCUGCAUCUGCAACGAAUUCACAAGGCCUGCAAACAUCGUUGCUGCUUUGCUUUGGCGGAGGCGUUCUCCUGUUCACCACAUUCUUGCAUCUAGCCCCGGAGGUCCGCGUGAGCGUAGAAAGACAUCAAACGAACGGUCAACUGCCUACUCUAGGCACGCUAAAUCUGUCGGAGCUGCUAUUCUGCGCCGGAUUCUUUCUCGUCUACUUCGUUGAAGAGGCGGUGCACGCAGCGCUGACGGGAAAACCCGAGUCAUCAGAGGCGCUACUCUAUAGAACGGUGUCCGUACGUAGAUGCAACAAUCAAACAGGUGCGUCAACAACUACGAACAGUGGUUCGACCACCACGGUCUCCAUCACGGCUAGGUCCACCUGGAAGGAUGGUAACGACGAAUUAGAAGACGGCGAGAACGAAUUAAACAAACGAUCUAGACAACACGGCUUGGAUGAUUUUCGCGAUGGCAAACAAGAUAAGAUGUUACCUGCCAUAUUUGUCCUAUCUACCCCUACGGGAUUGUCUUCCACGCAGCGCAGUCCUCAGGAUGGCACGAGAUAUCCUUCUAAUACAGAUUAUCCAAGAAUGAAACAUCACGAACAUAACCAUUCCGUUAUGACAAAAAAUACAUCGGUACAAGGAUUAUUAACAGUACUAGCUUUAUCCUUUCAUGCAAUUUUCGAGGGUCUAGCAGUAGGUCUAGAACCCUCUAUUGGUUCCGUCGUAUAUCUGGCUGCUGCUAUAGCUACGCAUAAGUUGGUAAUUUCAUUCUGCGUCGGUAUGGAACUUUACGUUGCUGGUGCCUCAAGUAGAACUACUCUUGGAUACCUAACGAUAUUCUCAAUGGUAACACCAAUUGGCAUUGCCGUUGGAUUGGCUCUUGGUCAUUUUAAGAAUGACAGCGAAAAUUUAGGGCCUACUCCGACAAUACUGCAAGGAAUGGCGGCCGGAACUCUACUAUACGUGGUUUUCUUCGAGGUGUUAGCACGCGAGAGGGCUAACGAGAAAAGUGGCCUCUUACAGUUGACUGCCAUAAUUAUUGGAUUCAUGCUGAUGUUGGGUCUACAAAUCGCGACUGCGCAUUCUCACUCUCAUUCCCAUUCGCAUUCGCACGGUGGACACGUAGACGUACACAGCCACGAGGUUAAUCAUCAGGAGAAUGAUCACGAUCAUAAGCUGGAUUCCCACGAGCACAUCUAUUCAAAUGAAAUGAAUGAACGAAUACUUACCGACAAAAUCUAUAGAGUAACGGAGAGCAUUGCGGAAACUGUCAGCAACGUCCUAUCCUCUACAAUGAAAACACCAACCGAUGUUUCCUUCAGAAGUAAUAGUAACGAAACGACGUUACACUCGAAUCGAAGUUAAAACUCAUUUGCGUGACAGACAUCCUUUGACUGAUUGUGAGUUACUAGUAGUUCUUUCAUGGGACAAAUAUCUUCUGAUUGAUACUUAAUUUCGAGGAUAUGUCAACCGAAUUCAUCGAUUAUUUCGGAACGACGCAUAUAAGUUAGAAGAGUAAAAAGGGUUUCGAUGAAAGGACAGUAUUAUGUUUCUUUGGUUUCAAUCUGGAAGAGGAAAACAAUACUCCUGGUCUACAGUUUACACCCAUUAUGCAGAUGUCACCAAUUGUGCAAGUACAAAUAGUAAACGGUGAUAUUUGCGAAGUACGAUAGAAAUGUAUCUAAAACAACAAGAAACUAUUACCAUUGUCAUUCAAUGGCCAAAUGUGAUACGAUUCACGAGUAUGUAUAGCUGUGCAAUCGCGUUACUUAUUCAUUUUUCUUUCUUUUUUAUUUUUUUUUUUUUUUUUUUCCAUGUAAUAUAAACUGUAUGGAAUAUCCGAUAUCUUUUACAUCAUAAUUAGAUUAGCAAAAGGAGACUAUUUCUUAACUGUUUGUACCAAUAUUUAAAAACUUGCUCAUAUAAUAUUCGUAUUGCGUAACAUCGCAAUGAAAUGAGAUAUAUUUUGGUACCGUCAAAUAUCGAUUCUUCCGAAAGUGAUAACUUUAAUCGUGUUUUUAUGAUUUUAAAUAUUUACAACUUUUGUAUGUAUUAAUAUUUGUCUUUUUUCUACGCAAUUAUUGACAUUACAUGUCAUUAGGAAUGAUAGUAUGUCAUCAUUAAUACGAGAAAGAUUUCAACAUCAAAACAUAAGAAACUGUAUUCUAUAAAUAUUUUCGAUAUCACGUUUCUUGUUCAUUUUUUCAUUUGUAUGCAUAUCAGUGUAAUGUGACAGGUACACUGCUAGGAUUUGUAAACAUAUUUCAAUAACAUACAUAAAUAUCAUUUUCUCAAAUCAAAGAAUCAAUUUUUAAACAUAAAUUAUAUUUUUCAUGAUAUGUACACAAAGCAAUAAAUUGAAAAAAUACACACAAAGUAAAGUAUCACAUCAUUUAAGUAACUAAUUGUACCUGUCAGGGUUUUUCACGGCUUUGUCAUGUCCAUAAUAUUUUACAUUCAAUAUAAAAUAAAUAAUAAUAUAUAAUUUCUUAUAGCAUAAUUAAAUUUGCGACUAUAUGAUAAGAUAUGAACCACUCGAAUUUCAUGUAUAUUUUUAAUACUUUACGUUAAUUUUUAUUUAUUAUCAUUACUCACAUAAUAUAGCAUGAAUGCUAGUAUAUGAACAUGAUUUGUACAUACAGUUAUCCUUCGACAAAUAAGAUGUACACACAUUGUCAUACAAAUAUAUUUUGUAUAUUGCAAAAUUUACUAAUAAAAUAAAGAAAGCUUUGAUAACAAACUAAAA
This is a messenger RNA of Bombus pascuorum, 5211 nucleotides long. RefSeq names its product zinc transporter ZIP3-like. Gene Ontology annotation, molecular function: zinc ion transmembrane transporter activity. The record is from RefSeq and is a predicted model, not a curated record. Lineage: Eukaryota; Metazoa; Arthropoda; Insecta; Hymenoptera; Apidae. Gene Ontology annotation, cellular component: plasma membrane. The transcript is spliced from 4 exons. Bases 2259 to 3830 code for a protein of 523 amino acids. Gene Ontology annotation, biological process: zinc ion transmembrane transport.